GAGCUUGCGCAAUAUGUAUUCCACGGCCCUGGCUGCUGGUAGUGUUGUUUAGUGUUGUUGUUGUUGUGACAUUAAGGGGGGCUAAAACAAAGAAUUGACGAAGUUAAUAUAACCCUGAGCCUGUCGCAUGAGGUUACUGGGUGAGCCCCUCCCUGCCAUGAGAGCUGACCACCAGGUCACAAGCCCCCCCUCCUUCUGCAGUUGAUGGAUCUGCAGCUGGUCCAGAGAUGACAGACAGCGUCAGGGCCUUCCUCCGCAAUGUUGCGACGGGGAUCAAGGACUCCAUAUUGGGGAUUGGGACAAUCUCCAAGCUGGAUGCCCGCAUCCAGCAGAAAAGGGAAGAGCAGCGGAGGAGAAGGGCCAGUGGGGCCCUGGCACAGAGAAGGGCACAGAGUGAGGAGCGCAAACCAGACAAUGAACCCAAAGUAGCCAGUAGGAUUUUUCAGUGCUGUGCCUGGAAUGGAGGAGUGUUCUGGCUCAGUCUGUUUCUCUUCUACCGGGUGUUUAUCCCACUGCUGCAGACUCUCACAGCAAAAAUCAUUGGUGACCCUUCCCUCCAUGGCAGUGUGUGGUCCUGGUUAGAGUUCAUCCUGACCUCCGUCUUCAGCGCCCUCUGGGUUCUUCCUCUGUUCGUUCUCAGCAAGAUAGUCAAUGCCAUAUGGUUCCAGGAUAUUGCUGACCUAGCAUUUGAAGUGUCUGGCUGUAAAGCUCAGCCGUUCCCCAGCGUCAGUAAGAUCAUCGCAGAUAUGCUCUUUAACCUCCUGCUCCAGGCACUCUUCCUCAUUCAGGGUAUGAUCGUUAGUCUCUUCCCCAUCGAUGCCAUUGGACAGAUGGUGAGCCUCCUCCACAUGUCUCUGCUCUACUCCCUCUAUUGCUUUGAGUAUCGCUGGUUUAACCAUGGCAUUGAGAUGCAUCAACGGCUGUCCAAUAUUGAGAGGAACUGGCCCUAUUACUUUGGCUUUGGUUUACCAAUGGCUCUGCUGACCGCCCUGCCCUCCUCAUACAUCAUUAGUGGCUGCUUGUUCUCCAUCCUCUUCCCUCUGUUCAUCAUCAGUGCUAAUGAGGCUAAGACACCAACUAAGUUGUACCACUUCCAGCUGCGUCUCUUCUCCCUGGUUGUGUUGAUCAGCAACAAGCUUUUCCACAAGACAGUCCACCUGCAGUCCUCCCUGACGUCGUCCACCUCCUCAGAGAGACUGUUGUCCCCUCACACUUCCCCAACCCGCCAGAGACUUGUGCCCACCCAGUGAUGGAUCCACUCGAAGGAGAUGGGAUAGCAACUGAUGAGUGGCUUCACUCAGUGUGAAAAAGUGAUUCUUCCAAAAGGGUUCCCUUAAUGAAGAUGAUAUGCGGUUUAGGAUAAAGGGUUGACAUGUUUUUAUCUAAUCUCUUUGACCCUUUGGUUAUUCACUUGCAGCAAACCACCAGACACAUUUUCAGUGUGACACAAAAAUCGACUGCCCUGUGCCUCACACUCAAAACACAUUAUAUACUCAGCUCUUGACUUGUUUUAUUUUGUGAAUUUUCUUUCAUUGUUUUUUGUAUAAUGUGCCAUUUGAGUGAAUCUCCUUUAAUAAAUUACAGCACAAGAAAUCACUUAGUUUUAAUAUGUUUAAGCAAACUUGUGACUAAGGAUUUUUUUUACUUUAAAGGGGCUUGUUUGCAUUCAGAAGCAAAGCACAGUCUGUCACCUACAGUAUGUUUUCUUGAUGUUGCAAGUCACAUUCCUUCCUCACAGGUUGAAUGCUUUCUUGCACAUCUAUGUUUAUCUCUCAUUUGAUGGUGUUCAACCAGUUCCAGGAGUGACCUUGCACAGUUACAAAGGGAGGAUAUUCUUGUCCUGUUACAGCUUUGUGUUUAGAGGAAUUCGCAAAUCAGUUCAGGAGCUGCUAUAAUAAGGAUUGGUGACCUUAAUAGUGGAAACCAAAUAACAAAGUCACUCUUGUGUGUGUGUUUGGUUGGUGUCUCAUCCCAAAUUUAAACCUCGCUCCACUGACUGAUGAGAUAUACAUGUUGCAAACUGCAAGUGACACCAGCAAAAGGAAAAGCUGCCUCAGUGUUUUCAGUGUGUUUGAAUAUAGUAGGUGAUAGGUGAGAUGACACUGCCAAACUGCUGCGUCUAUGUUUUGUUUAUUUCACUUCAACCACUACAAUGCUAAGCUCUGUGAUAAAGGAAGGAGUCCUGUAGUUUUAGUCUUUAUAACGGGUGAUCAGCCUUAACCUGCUUGCUCUAGUUGUCCCCUCCCAAGAGAGCCGAAGCAAAUAUAACUGGUCCCUAAAGAUCAUUGGCUGUUUGCUUUUUGUGCUGUACAUAGUAUUAAUACAUACUGAAUGUUCAACCAGAGCCCCACCACCAUGCAGCGACCCAGUCACUGAGUUUCCCUCACUCAUCAGGGGGGAAGGACCUUGAUUUUAAAACAGUGUUUGUGCAGACUGAUAUUUGUGAGUGAGGUUUUGUAAAAGUAAUACGUCUAAUUUCAAUAAAAUUGGUCCGUAUUCAAUAUUUUGA
Molecule: messenger RNA, 2509 nt
Organism: Seriola dumerili (greater amberjack)
Lineage: Eukaryota; Metazoa; Chordata; Actinopteri; Carangiformes; Carangidae
Gene: ei24
Product: EI24, autophagy associated transmembrane protein
Exons: 11
Coding region: 228-1250 (340 amino acids)
Biological process (GO): macroautophagy
Cellular component (GO): endoplasmic reticulum
Source: RefSeq, a predicted model, not a curated record